Messenger RNA from Punctularia strigosozonata HHB-11173 SS5, 1134 nucleotides. RefSeq lists its product as uncharacterized. The transcript has 2 exons. The record is from RefSeq and is a predicted model, not a curated record. Bases 8 to 928 code for a protein of 306 amino acids. Lineage: Eukaryota; Fungi; Basidiomycota; Agaricomycetes; Corticiales; Punctulariaceae.
AGCAGCCAUGUCUUCUCCAAACACCAUCGCCGUCUCCCCGUCGCAUCUCAUGCACGCCUGCCUCGCCUACCUCAGCGCCGAGCUCGUCACCUUCGAUCGAAUCAUCGCCCUCCGCUCGCGCCACGCCCUCCGCGUCGCGACCCCGACCCCGGCCGCUUCUCUCGUGUCUCUGCCCAGCGAGGUCCUUCUCGAGAUCCGAUCCCACCUCACCGCUUUUGUCAACGCGGACCUCAAGACCGCGACCGCCUGCGCGCUCAUCGACCACGAAGCCGCCGUCCGCACGUCCCUCUGCCCCGACUGCCUCACGUACAACCGCGAGGUCUUCGGCGAGGACUCUUGGGGCUGGUCCAACUUCAGCGGCGGAUGCGACUGCGGCCAGAUCGGCUCCGGUGCCGUCGCCGCCUCCCCGGACAAGAAAGAGGUGGUCGCGUACAAGGACAAGCACGCCUGGCUCGAGGCCCACCUCUCCGGCCAGUCCCCGUCCGGCGUGCAUAUAUGGGACGUGGUCGAAGGCGUGCUCGACGAGUUCGGAUGCAGACUGUCGAGGGAAGCCCCGCGCGGGCGUGUGGAGGUCAUUCCCGUCGCCGUCGGGGCCGUUGAGCAACGCGUAGCUCUCUGGCGUUUGGACGCAGAGCUCGGAUUGAGCGCCGGCGAGGACGACUCGGACGCUUUUCCGUCCGAGCCUCCCUCGCCAUCGCCGUCAAAACUUGCUCCCAUCAGGCGCUCGGUCAAGCCCAUGACCGUGAACCUCCCCUCCGUCCCGGCUACGGAGUGUACUUAUACACCACGAUUCACGACAAUCGCCGCCGCGGCUCUCCUGGCGCCGAUCUCGUUCGUGCGCAAGGCCGCGAGCAAGGAACCCGUUCUGCUCGCUGGCUUCGUCUCCGCGCUCGCCGUUCGUGUCGCCAUCGGCUGCCUCAUGGCAUAAAGCAACCCUGUCCCGUUCUCUUACGUUUCUUAUCUCUCUCCACGCUCCUCAUCCGUACUCACUCAUCUGCAAUAACCUUCGUUCUGCAUCCUCGCCUUCAAAACGGCGUUCACGUCCCCAAUCGUACACUCUUAUAAUUAUCGCAUACUGCUUGAACGUAGACCAUCGCAUCGUCACUGUAGCAUGACCAUCCAUUCAUCCAUCCC